AUGGACCAAAUAAAGCGCAUAUUGUCACGGCCAAAUGCGAAGCCAUACCGCACGAAACAUAUCGUCGAUGAAAAACCGUACAUAAAUGAAAACGGGCAUCUGGACUUUGGGCCAGGCGAUAUCGAGAAUCCAAAGAAUUGGUCGACGGCCAGACGAUGGUAUAUUACUGUGGUAUCGGUUUUGCUCGUGGUUAAUGCGGCAUUUGCAUCGUCCAGUCCAUCGGGAUGUCUGCCAGGAAUUGAGGCAGAAUUCGACGUUUCUGCAGAAGUGUCAGCGUUGGUCAUUUCGCUUUUCCUUUUAGGAUACUGCUUUGGACCAUUAUUCUGGGCUCCAUUGUCCGAGUUCUUUGGUCGAAAAUGGAUCUUUUAUAUCUCGUUUACCUUGUACCUGGUCUUUAACUUUCUGUGCGCCUUCGCCAAUAAUUUCGCCGCUCUCUGUAUAGGUCGAUUCAUAACGGGUACAAUGGCCAGUUCAUCACUUUCGAAUGCCCCAGGAGUUCUCGCCGAUAUUUGGGGUCCCGUGGAGAGAGGAAAUGCUUUGGCGUUGUUCUCGAUGAUGACUUUUGCAGGUCCGGCAUUGGGUCCUGUCAUUUCAGGAUUUCUAGAAUUGAAGGAGGACUGGCGGUGGAAUUUUUAUGUCUUAUUAUGGCUCGCUGGUUUUACCGAAAUUUUGAUGUUCACCAUCCCAGAGACUUUACCUUCAAAGUUGCUAGUAAUUAAAGCCAGGAGGAUAAGAGCGUUGAAGAUCCCAGGUUACGAAAACGUCAAGGCGCCCAUCGAAGAUAGCGAUCGUACCCUAUGGCAAAUUUUCAAGAUCGCACUCGUCAGACCAUGGAAACUCCUCAUUGAUCCGAUAUCGUUCGCCGUUGCGGUUUACUUAUCUGUCGUAUAUGCCUUGCUGUAUAUGCUGUUCACUAUCUACCCCAUCAUCUUUCAAGAGAAGCGUGGCUGGAAUUCCGGCGUGGGAGAACUACCUUUGAUUGGUACAGUCAUUGGAGCUGUCAUAGGUGGUACCGCCAUCUUCAUAGUGUCCCGUAAUGAUAGAAAGAAGUUAGAGGCUGGCCAUAUUGGCGUGGCUGAGGAUCGUCUACCUGUUGCGAUGGCUGGCGGUAUCAUUUUCCCUAUCACCAUGUUUUGGUUUGCGUGGAGUGGAAAUUACGACAGUGUGCAUUGGAUAGUCCCCACCAUUGCAGGUGUAUUUUUAUCCACAUCUAUUCUUCUAAUUUUCGUCGCUUACCUCAACUACCUGACCGAUACAUACUUGAUGUAUGCCGCUAGUGCUGUUGCUGCAAACACUGUUUGUAGAUCAGCUGCCGGCGCCGCAGCGCCAUUAUUCACGACAUAUAUGUUCGACGCUCUCGGCGUUGGGGGAGGUGGCUCACUAAUUGGUGGAAUUGCAAUCCUCCUCGCCCCAAUUCCCUUCUUGUUCUAUAAAUACGGCGGAGCCAUCCGAGAACGAUCCAAGUUCGCACCAACGCCCGCGAAGAAACCUCCAAAUGGACAGGACGCGGGUAAUGAAAAGGCUGUCGAGACAACCGAAACUUCACCAGACCGAACGACUGAAGAUAGGAGCAGCACUGAAUCCGGCUCAACGUCAGCAUCAAGUAUAGCGAGUAUGCCUAUUGCUCCACGCGAAGAUACUUACGUUCAGGAGGGAUACAUUGAGGAGGGGAUGGGGUUUGAACGAGUGGCAUUGCCCAGUGAUGCGAGAGUACAUGAUGCUAGACAGCUGGCGAGUGAAAAGUGA
Messenger RNA from Sclerotinia borealis F-4128, 1746 nucleotides. NCBI's taxonomy places the organism in Eukaryota, Fungi, Ascomycota, Leotiomycetes, Helotiales, Sclerotiniaceae. The record is from the annotation of a GenBank genome assembly.